Messenger RNA from Nothobranchius furzeri (turquoise killifish), 7095 nucleotides. The record is from RefSeq and is a predicted model, not a curated record. NCBI's taxonomy places the organism in Eukaryota, Metazoa, Chordata, Actinopteri, Cyprinodontiformes, Nothobranchiidae.
CAGUAAGGUCCUGUUCAGGUGAAUUAUAUCAGUUUAUAACUCAAACAGGGUUUAUGCAUCCAGUUAUUGGACUUUGGGAGUCCGGAUAUCUGGUUUACCCAUUCCAUUCUUAUUUGUUUUUUGUGCAGUCAGUGGUUAUUCUAACGGGGCGGUGAAACACCGUGUUCUGUUUUCUGAGAACUGUGUUUAGUUGUAAAGCGUGUCUGUGCAGGUGAGGAGCAGCCAGCCACAUUCCAGCGCCUCGGGUCACAUUGGUGAGCUGUAGACUCUCACAGUCACAAGUCUUUUAUUAAAGGGGAACAUGAGAGGUCACAAAACAAGCUUGAUGAUGACUAGUGAAUCUGGUCAUAACAGCACUGUUGGAACGAAGAACGCCUGACUCCAGAUCUGUUUGCUGCUGAUCCUGGUGCAGACACGCUGCAUGUCCUGACAGAUUUACCCUGAACAGCUCUCCCAAGAAAACAGGCCGAAAGCUGGAUUUAUUCUCCUAAAUGCAGGAAGUUGUUGGAAUUUAGAAUAAAAAAAAACAACCAAAAGCAAUUCGAAAAGGGAUUCGAGUUGUGAUGUAUUACUGUCUUUCUGUUUAUGUUCAUUUCCUUUUUCCUCAAGUGCAGUUUUGUUUUAAAGAUGUGUCCCUUCCUUUGUCCCCCUCCGGGAAUUCCACCUCCAGCCAUCACAAAUGUGUUAUUCCCAGUCUCUACCCGAAAGCACAGCCUAUGUUUCUCCAAGGAUCUAUUACCUCUACAACUUGUCUGAGUAAUAAAUAAUCCCUCUCAUUGUCCCGCUGAAGCCUCCAUUGUGGCGACGUGUUGAAAGAGUUGCUUCACGACAAUAAAAAGGCUCUCAAUGGGAAUUAUUCGUUAGCAUAACAACUCAAGUGCCAGCUAGACAGCGCUGAGGCUGCAAUGCUGUGUGCCUGGCAUGCGCAUAGAAAAAAAAAUAGUCAGACUGAGCUGUUUUCUAGACUUUUGUUGUUAAUUCAACAAGUUUUUGCUUCAAAUUUUAGUUUUCUUUUAAACGUGUGGAACACUGAAAAAGCAUUUUUUAUUGAUUAUAAUCGGUCACUCAGAGUUUUUAAUGCAGGUUGAGCAUGAAAAUAGUCUUCUACACCUAUCUCCUGCGUUAGCUUCUGAAAAUCCAGAGAGAUCUACGUCACACUGUCACUUCACAGUCAUGGACUCGCCCAUCUUGACUCACGAUGGGGGAAGGCUGGUGUUGUUGUAGCGUCCAGGAAACAGCAUGGAAUGUCUCAGCUAGCAGGAGCUAACUGUUAGCAUUAGCAACUCAACCACACGGCAGAAGUUCCUCCAGGUUUGUAUGGAGAUAAAACAUCAACGUUGCAGAGCAAACAGUUAGUGGUAGAGUCGUGUGGCUUUUAUCCAGUCUGAGGCGAGAUGACCAAAUAUCAGGAACAAGACUCCAAAUCCUGCCGUCUGCUGCUCUCUGGCCCAAUCCCAGUACUCGAAUUGCGCCCUACCGUCUUCUGUGAAGUGCACUUGGAGGGAGUGCGCAGUAAGUGCUGGGAUGCUGUUCGUUGUGCUACUUUAUUUAAAAACCUUUGUUAACAACUUUCAAACAAACAACCAGACAUACGUUUGAAAUAAAUUUACAUUCAUUGCUGCUUUGUCUAAAACAAUCAGCACAUCAACUAAUCAUCCUAGAAUGAGCUAUUUUAAUUUGAAAAUACAUAUUUUCAGAAAAGGCACUUGAACCUUUUCUCCUGCAGCAAUGCAUUGUGGGUAAUGACCACCUCAGGCAAAGUGCGGAUUGAGGGUAGGGACGGGAUCAACUUGAGAAUCAGGACACCCUACACACUCACACCCCUAGCCAUGAUUGUGAAACUGAAGGUCUCAAGUGUGGAAGUACAAGUAUUGCUGCAGCAGACUUGUCCAUGCUGAUCCAAGCGCUUCUGGGCUUUUUUCCCCUGAGUAUGACUUGUAAGGCAUUUAUUGCUACCGGAGACCACUGCAAAGUACCGAUUAAGUGUUCAACGUCUUUAAAUUUCUAGUGAAAAUAAAAACAGUGUCUGUUGGUGACUGGAUCAGUUUGUGACUACAUUGCAUAAAUCCACAGUGCUUUUAAAGCAUCUUGACCAGAAACUCCUAAUGGGUUUAAAGGUAAGGCGGAGGAUGUUUCUGAAAGAAGCUCCCUCUCCAUGUUUUGGAAAAAAAUGCGUGUGAGAGAGAACGCCCAGUAAUCCUCGUGCACGUUCUGUUUACAAGUAGCUGCUAGUCUUGCAGCUAACAACUUUUAGCAGUAAUCUGAAAUUAAUUUCUCCAGAUAGUAUGCAGAACCUUAGCUUACCUGUUGAGCAGAAAACCGGCGACAGAGGUGUCGGUGGGGAACCCAACCUUCGCUUUGCACAUGCGCAGGAAGUGAAAACUACCCAGCAACGAGCACGUAUGACGACGGCGUUGCGUGAAUGGUUGGGCAGAAUGAUUGACAGUUAUGUGGCCCAAUGGUUCAGAUGAUCCUCUGCUAAACCUUUAAUAAUUCAGGGUUUCAUUAUUUCAGACUAACAGCUCCUGAUUUGUGUACAAAAUAUACUUUUGAAUAUAUUAAGUCUCCUUGUUUACGUGUGGCUUCUGAGUCUUUAUUGUGGGCACAUGUCCAGCCUCCAUCAGGCAUAAAUCUGUGUAAGGUUUUUAAAACGAUUUCCUGCUCCUGUCAGGCCUCCCACACCCAGGUUUGGGUGUCCACACUUCACACUCGUCUUCUUCCCCUCUACUUCCUACUCCCUAUCUAUCUACACGCACUAGUGCACAUAAACACACCCACACAAUCCUGCUGGGGAAUUUGUGGCCUCAAGCUAACAAAACACAAGCUAACAGCAGUCGGAAGGCCCCGAGAGAAAGGAACGCUGCUCCUGACAGUGAUCUAACAGCAUGGAGCUUCUGUUCCCUUAUUUAAAAGGCCUUCUUCUCAUGAGCAGCAUUGUCAGUUUUCAUUAAUGAGGAGGAUAUGGUGACGCCAACCCGACCGUGACGAUGUACGAGGUGAUGUCCGGUGACACCCUUGCCUGGAAGGUGCCCACUCCAAAACAAAGUAGCCAAGAGGCCAACCCUGAAGGGCAGCUCGUUGGGGAAGGAGGGCCAGUAAAAAUCCUCAAAGUGUGCUUCUGCAACAGCAGCCAUCUGGGGAAAAACUUUAAACUGGUCAAAUGUGACAGCUCUUGGAAAAUCCGGGCCGUCAUUCAUUCCAUACUGAUCAGCGGCCGUCUGGGACCAAAAGUUGAGUUAACAAAAUGCUACGGUCUUAUGUUGAAGCACUUAAAGUCAGAAGAACUACACUGGCUCCAUCCAGAUCUGACUGUUGGCGAGGUGGAGCAGCGUUAUGAGAGACUCCAUGUGGAGGCCGAGUGGAGGUAUGACCUCAGGAUUAGAUAUGUUCCUGUUAAUUUCCUGCAGAAAUUCAAAAAUGACAGAUCUACGUUUCUGUACUUUUACCAGCAGGUGCGUAGUGACUAUGUUCAGUACCAUGCGAGUAAAGUCAGUGAUGGGAUGGCGCUCCAGCUAGGCUGUUUGGAGAUCAGGAGAUUUUAUAAAGACAUGAAUGCAAAAGGCCUUGAAAAGAAAUCAAACUUUGAGCUGCUAGAAAAAGAAGUGGGUCUAGACCUUUUUUUUCCUUCCCAGCUGUUUGCCAACAUAAGGCCUAGACCACUACGGAAGAUGAUCCAGCAAACAUUUCAGCAGUACGCAACACUCAAAGAGGAAGACUGCAUUGCAAAGUUUUUUGAGACCCUUCAAGACUUCAUCAACUUUGAUGAAGAGGUCUUCCCAUGUGAACUAGUGCAAGGUUGGAGUCUAUCAGUGGAGCUGGUGAUUGGAGGAAGGGGCAUCCGUCAGCGUACUCAGAAGGAUUCAGCAGCUGUGUUCAUGGCAGACUUUAAACAGAUUAAGAAAGUCCAGUGCGUACCUCAGAGCGAUGGCAAGGCAGUCCUAAACAUCGACAUCGAGGGGGCUAGGCAACGUCUAUCCAUCAGCGUUUCCACGGUACCUAUGGCAGAGAACAUGAUGGAUCUCAUUGAUGGAUACUGUCGUCUGGAGAAUGACACGGAGGACAGUAUUAUAUACAGACCAAACAAAGAUUCAAAGGCUUCACGGGUUUCCCUUCCAGAGAUCCCGACAAGCAAGGACAACAGCACGUCCAGACUCAGUAUUGGUUCUGAUAUCUACUGUGAAAUUCCUGAUGAGAGGCCCAAAUCAGCUGUGAAGUAUGGACUGGAUCGAAAUGACAUCAAAUUGGGACAGAUUCUUGGUGAAGGCUUCUUUGGGGAAGUCUACAAGGGCGUGUACACGAAAGCUAAUGGCAGUACCAUUAAUGUGGCAGUAAAGACCUGCAAAGACUGUUCACCUGACGUGAUGGAGAAAUUCAUGAGUGAAGCAGUCAUUAUGAAGAACCUCGACCAUCCUCACAUCGUCAAGCUUAUUGGAAUCAUAGAGCAGAAUCCAGUGUGGAUCGUCAUGGAGCUCUAUCAGUACGGAGAGCUCGGUAACUACUUGAAUCAGAACCAAAACACGCUAACGAACACAACUCUGAUACUGUUCGUCCUGCAAAUCUGCAAAGCGCUCGUCUACCUCUCUGGGGUCAACGUGGUUCAUAGAGACAUUGCGGUGCGGAACGUGCUAGUUGCCAGCCCGGAGUGUGUGAAGCUGGGAGACUUUGGUCUGUCCAGAUACAUAGAAGAUGAAGAAUACUACAAAGCGUCCAUUACCCGAUUGCCAAUCAAGUGGAUGGCCCCGGAAUCAAUCAACUUCAGACGUUUCACCUCAGCAAGUGAUGUCUGGAUGUUUGCCGUGUGUGUGUGGGAGAUCAUGAGCCGGGGACAGCAGCCGUUCUUCUGGCUGGAGAACAGAGACGUGAUCAACCAGCUGGAGCAGGGCAUCAGACUUCCCAAACCAGAGAACUGCCCUCCUGCUCUCUACUCCCUCAUGACUCGCUGCUGGUCCUACGAUCACAGCGAGAGACCCAGUUUCACCGAGCUGGUGGUCAAAAUCAGUGACGUUCACAAGAUGGAGAAGGAGCAGGAUGCAGAAAGAGAGCGAGACAAGACUCGCGCCACCAGGUUCCUUGAACCAAAGUUUAAUUUUUCCGAACCUCCUCCCAAGCCCUCCAGGUUGAAUCCAGGGAGGUUUGGGAACACGCUCGGUGUUGGUCUGCACAUCCAGCUGAACGAGGCGCUCUGUGCCAGCUCACCAGACCUGGCCAGUCCGUGCGACUAUCAGUCCCCCGUUGACUCCAGAAACACGCUCACAAUUCCUGUUAGAUCCCCUCGACGUCGCAGCAUGGGGGAGGGAGAAUUUUCACGAGUGGACCAGAACAGCAUUGAAGACACCCAGCGAAUGUGGCAGAGGGAACGGCUCUACAUGCAGGACACCAUUCGACAGCAGAAAGAGCAGAUGGCGGAGGAUAAGAAGUGGCUGGCAAAGGAGGAGAAACUCCUGGACCCCAUGGGACCAGAAGAGGUCACCAGUCCAGUGCCACAAGAAGCCGAUGGAGAGCUUGCAGCCCCCGAGAAACCUCCACGACUAAAAGCACAGGCUGCCCCCACCGCUGAGCUUGACCGCACUGACGACAAAGUCUAUCAGUCCGUCAUGGACUUGGUCAAAGUUGUUGUCCAGCUCAAGAAUGACAUCCCAGAGCUGCAGCCAGAACAAUACAUCACCACUGUCAAGUCAGUUGGGAUGGCCUUAAGAGAUCUGAUUCACAGCGUGGACGAUGUGUUGCCCACUUUGCACGACUCCAUCAAGACUGAGAUUGAAGGGACCCAGAAGCUGCUCAACAACGACAUGGCAGAGCUGAUCAGCAAAAUGCGUCUGGCCCAACAGAACGCCAUCACAUCUCUGAAAGAGGAGUGCAAGAAGCAGAUGCUGGCUGCCGCUCACACCCUGGCCAUGGACAGCAAGAACAUGCUGGAUGCCGUGGACCAAGCCAGAGUCAGAGCCAAUAUGGCCAAACCCGCCGUUCCCUGAAUGAACUGCCUUUUUAUUAUUUCUCAAUGUCCGUCAGAGCAAAGUCUGCAAACGCAGACAUUUAUUUAGGUGAUAAAACUGAUCAGAAUUCAAUAAAACCCUAAAUGUACACAUGCAUUCAUGACUUGUUUCCAGUUAGGAAAUUCAUUUUCUGUAAAUACUUGAUGCAUCUUGCAACAGUUUUAAUAUUUGGGAACAAAAGAUACCAAUUUAAUAAAUAAUAAAUAAAGUAACAAAAAUUUAGACUAAAUAACCACUUUUGUUAAGUUGCUAAGAGUGAAAUGUAAUCUAGAUUUAUUAAUUCACCUACUUUUUAUUCAUAGAGUUUAGCUAAUUGAAAUAAUUAUCCAGAAAAGAGCCAGUGUUUUUAUAAUAAUAAAUGUUGUUAUUUAAUCACCUGUUUCUUAAAUAACUUGAUGCAACUGUUAUCAGAUUCGAUUAAGAGCUAGAGGUCUGCAAAGACUAUUUUCUUUGUUCUUAAUUUAAAAAAGAUUUUACUAGAGAGCUAAAUAAAUGACUUACUGGUCAAUAUCCAAGAGAGAAGAUGUGAAUAGUUCUAACAAACCCAGUUACUCUACAACAUUUCAAAUUUAAUAAGUGUAUCGUCGAAUAGCACAAGACUUAAAAUUUCAAUGUUACUGUUGAAUGUUGCAUUCAACUCUAAAUGAUCUCAUUCUAACUUUUGUCUUCUUUUCAAAGUUCAGCCUUCUCUAUAUUACAACAGUGUAAUUACAAAGAUUUAUUCUAACAAUAUUUAAUAUUAUAAGCUACUCAGAUAAAAAUUAUUUCCACAAAACAUAAAAUUUGAAAAAUAUAAGCCUGGACUUUAGGCACUAUUGUGGUUACUGAAUUUAUAUCUGUUGGAUUUAAUUUAAAAACGUUAAUAUUAAAAUCAUUCAACAUUUAAAAAUGUCUUUAUAAUGGUUUUAAGACUGAAUGAGCAUGUCAUACGAGCCAUCUCAGAAUAUUAGAUCUCCACAAAUAAUGUCUGCUUCAGUUAUUUAAACACAUUUAAGUCAGAGACAAGAUUUUUCCAUGAAUAUGUUUAUUACGUUGUAUAUUCAUUCAAAAAUGAAUGUAAUUUUGGCAGCAUUGCAUUAAAUAAAUAAAUCAAUAUGUCGGA